GCUUACAUUGAACACCUUACUCGUCUUCCCGUUACCUGUCUUAUUGCUGGUACCUACAUGCAUAUGGCAAGCGAAAUUUCUCUUGUUACUAGUAUUGGAAAAGUCGAGAGUUUGCGUGCUCAUAUUGUGCUAAAGCUUCCCUUCCUUUUACAAAAUGAUGUCCUGCGGAACCUUGAUACUGUAAUCAACCUAACAGAUGUUACACAUAAAACUCGUGAAUGCUUGGGAUAUAUACUCAGAGGACGACCUAGAAACUGUGCAUCUUUCGUUCGGAAAUUGAUAUCUGAGCGAGAAUUAAAAAAUAUGACGAAAGACCAAGAAAUUCGAGAGCUUAUUCACGGAUGGUUUGAAAGGAUGGCACUUGAUAUGGCAGUAUACCUGGAAGACGCAUGUAGUUUUUUGGGUGCAAAUAGUCUCAAUCCAGAAAUAGCAAUUUUGGAUGUUCUUAGGCUUCGUGUUUUUUACAAUCAUAAUUUCAAGCAAGCCAUAAAAUUACUCCAACACAGUAUUAUUCCCUGCCAGUCACCAGAAUGCAUCGUUCUCAGCCGUCAUAUCGUUUUUUCUGAUGUGAUCAAAUUUAACCCAUUACUUGAAUCUUACCUAGUCUCUGGAAUCGAAGUUUAUUUUCUUAAAAAAGGGAAAACUUUAGUAGAUAUCUUUGUUGACAACAUUUCCCGGUUCAAUAAUAUUUCUUCAAUUGGUAAUGAAUUUGAUGCAGUCUUUAUUACGUCGAUUAUCCAGAAACGUGGAUGUAAUGUACGAAAAGAGCUUAACAAGUGGAAAAAUGGACAAGAUUUCAACCUUCCUUCAUGGAUCACUCCCACUAUGAAGUUUAUGACAAUUUCAAAUCUGUCAGGAGGGAUUCCUAUUGCAAAAUAUGUUGGUAAUAUGACUCAUUAUCGUUCUUAUGCAAUUCAACCAGACAUAUACUCGGGAUCGGACGUGGUGAUCUCUUUAGCAGAUGAUGAGCAAAAUGUGGUACUAUUAUCGACAAGCUGUACAGUUUCUGGGGAACCCAUUAAACGAA
Messenger RNA from Acaulospora morrowiae, 1027 nucleotides. The record is from the annotation of a GenBank genome assembly. Lineage: Eukaryota; Fungi; Glomeromycota; Glomeromycetes; Diversisporales; Acaulosporaceae.